Molecule: messenger RNA, 525 nt
Organism: Eruca vesicaria subsp. sativa (arugula)
Lineage: Eukaryota; Viridiplantae; Streptophyta; Magnoliopsida; Brassicales; Brassicaceae
Source: the annotation of a GenBank genome assembly
AUGACUGCUGAAAGGGGUGGUGAGCCAGUAGAUUGGUUGGAUUUAAUGAGGAGGAUGCACACCAAUAAGACAACUGGUGAGGUGCAAGAUCCUGUUGCUAGAGACUUGUUGGAAACUUUGUCUAAAUUAAAAGAGGACAAAGAAGCACAACUCCAGUCUCAGAUGUGUACUGCUGAGGGAUCUACAUCUUCUAACAUACUGUCCCGAGAAGAAAUCAAGCAAAUGGUUCUUGAGAAUGUUCCGGUUAAGAAUGGUCGCCGCUACGGUUUAGGCCGUCUCUCAGAGGGAAUCUCAGCGACCCAACCAUCAUGUUCUCCCCCACAUCUUAUUCAGGAGAUGGAGCAGCUGAAGACCGAUCUUGUUGAAGAGCGGACAAUGCGACAGCAGCUGAAGACGGAUCUCCUUAAAGAGCAGACGUAUCGACAGGCUUUGGAGCAUCAACUUCAAAACAUUACUGAUUUCAUGUCUCGGGUUUACACCGACCAAUUCUCAGCUUCCAAGCCUGAUUCCCAGCCAAACCAGUAA